Dreissena polymorpha is the source of this 1902-nucleotide messenger RNA. RefSeq lists its product as uncharacterized. The coding region runs from base 165 to 1763 and encodes 532 amino acids. The transcript is spliced from 18 exons. Lineage: Eukaryota; Metazoa; Mollusca; Bivalvia; Myida; Dreissenidae. The record is from RefSeq and is a predicted model, not a curated record.
ACCGGUAUAAUGCGCAUUGCAUAACAAAAGUCCUGCUCAAAAUAAGUCGUAAUAACCUAGUUUAACCAGAUGAUGUUUAAAAACGUACAGUUAACGUUUAGCAAAGCCUAAAUUAAUACGUAAAUGAUAUUAUACAUUCGAUAAGCUGUACAUGUUGCGAUUUCAUGGAGUUACGAGAUUUCUUUGUGGUACUGAUAGUUUUGGGAGUGGCCUGCUUUGAGGCUGAAGCCCAGCAAAAUUGUGGAACUAUUCCACAUCCUGCUCACGGCCAAGUGUUCGUCCAAGGAUACAAGCGAGGCGAUAAGGCGAGGUUCACAUGCGACACUGGGUAUGUUCUUCAUGGCGCAGAAGAAGUUCAAUGUUUUGGGAACAACAUGUGGAGUGGAAUGCCGCCUAUUUGUAUCAAUCCGAAGAAUAUUGACGACAUCGUGCAUUCAAUGACGUCGGUAGCAGAAAUAGAACGUCGUCAAAUAGAACGUCGUCGUAGCUGGAGAUAUGGUCUUGACGUCGUGAUGAUAAUGGACACAUCGUCUAACAUUGGACCGGAGUACCACGAAGCAUCAAAGAGUUGUAUGAAACUCCUCGUGGAUAUCUUCUCAAAUGUCGGAGAACGUACCAGGUUUGCACUCGUGACCUUAGCAAAUACAGCAACUGUCGUAUCAAACUUGAAUGACUCGGAGGCGACGCUCAGGGAGUCUUUUAAACAGAAGAUAGACGAUAUUCAGAAUAUCGGCGGUGAAACAAUGCUGGUAUCGGCGUUGGAAUCCUUUUAUGUAGACAUAUAUAGAAAUGGGAGCGGCGGCGUUUUUCUGAUUCUUUUCAUCCUGACGGACGGCAAUUCCAUCCAACAGGAAGACGUGAAACUGAAGUCAUUUAUUCAUGAAAUUUACGGCCUUGAAGUAUUCGUUCUGGGCGUAGGACAAAAUAUUAACGAGAAAGCUCUGCGCCUAAUAGCAAGCAAACCCGUUAAAAAACACGUGUUCUUUAUCAACGAGUUCACAAACAUCGAGGCAGUUGAGAGAUAUUCUGAUUGGAUGAAGAUCGCAGUUCCUUUAAAUGCAAUGAAGGAGGCAGCAAAUCGAUUUACGGUUACCAGAUAUGAUUCACACGCAAUGCGCAAUGUGGUGCUGAUGGUUGAUGUGUCAUCUAACAUCAGCCCGGAAUAUUUAACCGCGGCAAAAUAUUUCAUGAAACAAAUCGUGGAUAUCUUUGGAGUCGUAGUCGGUAUAUCUAGCAGAUUUGGGCUGGUGACAUUUGCUGACACGGCAACUGUCAUUCUAAAUGUGUAUGUAGACGCCGAAACGUUACUCGGUGAGGUUAUUAAGCAGAAGAUUGACGGAGUACAGAAUACCGUAGGCGGAUCGAAUCUCACAACGGCAUUUGACUUAUUUUUGCAAGAUAUGUACUUACCAGUCACACGCUUUGGAUCUGAAAGUUACGAUAUUUAUCGACUUGAUCGAAAAUGGAACAUUUUUGUCUUUACUGACGGGGAAGGGAUUACUAAAGACGACAACGUGAGACUUUCGUCCACCUUUAAAGAUCUUCUGGGUCCAGGAGUCGAAAUCUUCGCAAUGGGAAUAGGCCAGUCAAUUAACAUUGAAGCAAUGCGCUCUAUUGCCAGCAAACCUGCAGACAAACAUGUGUUCGAGAUCAACGCAUUCCGGAACUUGACGAAAAUUGAUGGCGCCGUUUUGAAGGGAAAGUGUCUUGUCAAACGUGGCCGACAUUGUGGAUGCAAUAAAAGAGAUUUCAGAGUCUGUUAAGGGAGAUCUGAACGUUGUUAUGAUGGUGCAGACGUCGUAUAUUAUUGGUCCGGGAUAUCUUCAAGCGGCAAAAUGUUUUAUGACACUUCUAGUGGAAGUCCUUGGUGUGUCCCGACACCGUGCUGGAGUUGGACACAGA